CGACUAGACAGGACAUCUGAAAAAAUGUCGGAGAAUUCAACAGAAAAUGAGACAGGAGCUGAGGGGAAACUGGGUAAUGAUAUGGGUCAGGAAUCAAAGCUGACAGAAGGUGGCAUACCAUUGGUUAUGAUGUCAGCUUAUCAGUACAAUAAACAAGGGCCUAAACGCCUGCCUGAACUUCCAUCCUAUCGUUUCCAGUACACAAUAUGGCAUGAGCUAAGGUCAACCAGCCUGCAUGGUGACCAGUUAAAGGCACCACGUGUUAGGAAAGGGCCAGGGAGUAAGGAGAAGAGCUUCAGUGCUAUGACAGAUGAAGAAGGACAACCGAUCCACCAUAACAAAACAGGCAAAGAGAGGUUGAAACAUCAGCAUCAGCUGGAAAAUUGGGAAAAUACCUUGGUUGCUAAUUUACCAUAUCAGGAUCUGAACCACACCUACCAAAAGGAGAAUCUGAUGAAAAUUCUGAAGCGGUUGAUCAGAGUGACCCAGCUAAACCUGGCUCAUAAUGAAUUAACAAACCUCGCCUCCUUGUCAUUUCCCAGAUGUAAAGAGUUGAAUCUUAAUCACAAUUACAUAUCCUCCUUUACAUUUCUUCCAAAAGUGCCCCAAGUUGUUUCCCUCACAGUAAUUUUCAAUGACAUCCGUACUUUGAAAGGGCUUGAUAGAUUGGCGAAAACCCCACUGCAGAGCCUCAACUUGUAUGGAAAUCCUGUUACUUUCACAGCUAAUUACCGACAAAGAGUUUUUGAAAUACUUCCUGGCUUGAAGACAUUGGAUUCUGUCCCCAAACUGAAAACGGAUGAAGAAUUUGAUGAUGAAAGUCCAGAUGGUGAGAGGCCAAGGUCAUGUGCAAUAUCAUGAUGAAAUGUUGAUCAAAAUCAUGUGUGAUGAACAUUUACCGUGAUAGAAUUUAUUUUCAUAGUAUGAAAACCGAAAGCUUGGAAAAUACAGGCUAUGGCUAAUAUUUGCAUAAAAAUUUAAAAUCAUACAAUUGAUUUGAAGAUAAUCCACUUGUUAAAUUAACAGUUCUAUUAAAAAAAAUAUAAUAGAGAACAUUGCUCACGUAAAACGUGUUGGUCUAACAGUGUAGCCUCUUGAUCGUGUCUAUAAUAUGUCAGGGUUAGUAUAUUUGUUCUUGUCAAUGAAAGCAGUAGUUCAUAAACACUGCGGCCUAACAUCAGAGAAUGAAAGUGGAAAUCAUGUUUCAAGGCAAAAUCACGCUCUAGUGCGAAAUUUACAUGUUAUCAGAUAGACUUGUACGUUCUACCAUUUCAUAAGGAGACGCGGAAUUUGUAGCAAAUUGUUGUGUCAUUUGUUCUUGAAAGAUUCCUAGCAAAUUUUACCGGAUAAUAUUACAUGUGUGUAUGUAUCUGAUGUAACAAAGACAAGAAGGCCUGGUUUCAUCCCACUAUUAUACUGACCUCCAUCUUAUAAGUUAAAUAUUUUUGUGUACGGCGUAAGACACCAAUCAAAUAAAUAAAGAAAGAGAAGAACGUUAAAGAAAGUCUGUUAGUUUUUGCUUACACUUGUUAAUCAUAUACAUGUAUUUAUGUGGCAGUGAUGUGUUAUUGGAUCCAGGGAACAUUUUUUGUUCAUUGCGUGUUUAAGGUGUCUGGAAUAGUACUGGCACCAAACGUAUUUGAUUGAUUAUUUAUUUAUUUGAUUGGUGUUUUAUGCCGUACUCAAGAAUGUUUUACUUACACGACGGCGGCCAUAAUUGCGGUGGGAGGAAACCAGGCACAGCCUGGGGGAAAGCCACGACCAUCCGCAGGUUCCUGGUAGACGUU
Liolophura sinensis is the source of this 1787-nucleotide messenger RNA. RefSeq lists its product as uncharacterized. The record is from RefSeq and is a predicted model, not a curated record. Lineage: Eukaryota; Metazoa; Mollusca; Polyplacophora; Chitonida; Chitonidae. The coding region runs from base 25 to 861 and encodes 278 amino acids. The transcript is spliced from 8 exons.